Molecule: messenger RNA, 7382 nt
Organism: Lethenteron reissneri (Far Eastern brook lamprey)
Lineage: Eukaryota; Metazoa; Chordata; Hyperoartia; Petromyzontiformes; Petromyzontidae
Gene: PTPRD
Product: protein tyrosine phosphatase receptor type D
Biological process (GO): protein dephosphorylation
Molecular function (GO): protein tyrosine phosphatase activity; protein binding
Source: RefSeq, a predicted model, not a curated record
AGGCGAGCCUAGCGUGAGGCUGCCCGCUCGACUCUCUCUCUUUCUCUCUCUCUCGCGAGCCAGCGAGCGAACGAACGCGCGCGCGGGCGCACCAGCGCGCACACCCGCGCGCGUCCAGCCCAAGAUUCCGUUGCGGAUUAAUAAAUAAAAUCUCGAGAGUGCCCGGCUCCGCGCGCGCCGCGGUUGUGGAUCGUGAAGAUAUGUCGGAGAGUCGAACGGGCGGGUGAUACGACGGCAAGGUUUUGUCUGAUCCAGAACGUCGAGAGCACCAGGUGACUCUGGUCCGCAGCAGCUCCCCUCCGCUUUGACCCGCCGCCCGCGAUCGCCCGAGCCGUCCGGGAUGUCGCCGGUGUUCGCCCGCUUGCCGCUGCUGGCCAUGGUGGCCGGAGCUCUGCUCGUCUGCCUGGCCUCCUGCUCCCGCGCCGAGACUCCACCGCGGUUCACCCACCCACCUGAAAGCCAGGUCGGAGUGUCGGGCGGCGUGGCGUCCUUCGUGUGCCGGGCCACCGGCGACCCCAAGCCCAACAUCACCUGGGCCAAGAAGGGCAAGAAGCUGAGCUCCCAGAGGUUCGAGAUCAUCGACUACGACAACGGAGCGAGCUCAGUGCUGCGCAUCCAGCCGCUGCGGCCGGCGCGCGACGAAGCCGAGUAUGAGUGCGUCGCCUCCAACGUCCUCGGCCAGAUCUCGAAGAGCGUCAAGCUGAGGGUACUGCGCGAGGACCAGGUGCCCCCCGGGUUUCCGCGCAUCGACAUGAUGCCGCAGCUGAAAGUGGUGGAGCGGACCCGCACCGCCACCAUGCUGUGCGCCGCUACGGGCAACCCGGACCCCGACAUCCGGUGGUUCAAGGACUUCUUCCCCGUGGACACGCAGGCCAGCGCCGGGCGCAUCAAGCAGCUCCGCACCGGCAGUGGCCCCAUCAGAGGUGCCCUGCAGAUUGACCUGAGCGAGGACUCGGACCAGGGCAAGUACGAGUGCGUGGCGUCGAACGACGUCGGCACGGUCUACUCGGCUCCCGCCAACCUCUACGUGAGAGUGAGGCACGUUCCUCCACGGUUCUCCAUUCCGCCCAAGAGUCAGGAGAUCAUGCCGGGCGGCAGCGUGAACGUGUCCUGCGUGGCGGUGGGGUCGCCCAUGCCCUACGUCAAGUGGAUGUCGGGGGGCGAGGACCUGACCCCCGAGGAGGAGAUGCCCAUCGGGCGCAACGUCCUGGAGCUGAGCAACGUGCGCGAGAGCGCCAACUACACGUGCGUCGCCAUGUCCUCGCUCGGGGUCGUCGAGGCCACCGCGCAGGUCACCGUCAAAGCGCUGCCCCGGCCUCCCUCGAUGCCGGUGGUGACCGAGACAACGGCGACCAGCGUGACGCUCACGUGGGACUCGGGCAACGCCGAGCCCAUCACCUACUACGUGCUGCGCUACCGGCCCGUCACCGGCGGCGGUGGCGGCGGCGGCGGCGGCGCGCCGGACGGCCGCGGGCACUACCAGGAGAUCGACGGCGUGGCGACGACGCGCUACACGGUGGGCGGCCUGGGCCCCUACUCCGAGUACGAGUUCCUGGUGGCGGCCGUCAACAACAUCGGGCGCGGCUCGCAGAGCGACGCGGUGCUGACGCGCACGAGCGAGCAGGCGCCGUCGAGCCCACCGCGCAACGUGCAGGCGCGCAUGCUCAGCGCCACCACCAUGCUGGUGACGUGGGAGGAGCCCGAGGAGCCCAACGGGCAGAUCCGCGGCUACCGUGUCUACUACACGACGGAGCGCGGACAGCCCGUGAGCGCGUGGCUCAAGCACAACCUGGAGGACAGCCUGCUCACCACCAUCGGCAGCCUCACGCCGCAAGCCGACUACACGGUGCGCGUGCUCGCGUUCACGUCCGUGGGCGACGGGCCGCACUCACCGGAGCUGCACGUCAAGACGCAGCAGGGAGUGCCGAGCCAGCCGAUUAACCUGAAGGCGGAGGCCGAGUCGGCCACCAGCGUCCUGCUGUCGUGGAUCCCCCCGCGGCAGGACUCCAUCAUCAAGUACGAGCUACUUUACCGGGACGGCCCACUCAGCAAGGAGCAGGUCGUGACCUUUGAACCCAGCAUGACGUACCUGCUGGAGGGGCUGCGGCCCAACACGCUCUACCAGUUCCGCUUGGCGGCACGCUCGGACCACGGCCUGGGGGCAGCCACCUCCAUCGUCACCGCCCAGACGCUGCCCUCAACCCCGUCGGCCGCCCCCCAAGAAGUCUCCUGCUCGAGCCCGGGUUCCACCUCGCUGCUCGUCUCCUGGCAACCGCCGCCGGCGCACGCCCACAACGGCCCCAUCGUGGGCUACGCCGUGCGCUACCGGGCGCUGCCCGACGGGCAGGGCCAGGACGGCGCGACGCGAGAGGAGGCCGUCGAGAUGGGGGCGGCCGCGGGCGAAGCGGCCGCCCGCGGCGAGCUCCUGUGGACCCUGCAGGGCCUGCAGAAGUGGACCGAGUACCGCGUGACGGUGGUGGCCUACACCGCCGUGGGGGCCGGGCCAGAGAGCCGGGCCUGCACCGUGAGGACGGAUGAGGAUGUGCCGAGCGGGCCGCCCCGUCGCGUGGAGUCGGAGCCGCUGAACGCCACGGCGUUGCGCGUGUCGUGGCGCCCGCCGGCGCCCGGGCGGCAGCACGGAGCCGUCCGCGGCUUCCACGUCCACCUGGUGCGCAUCGUCAACGGGGAGCCGCGCGGGGCGACGCAGCUGCGCGACGUCAUGCUGCCCGACGCGCAGGCGGACGCCAGCGAUUCCACCGAACACGAGAUGAUUAUCGGAGCCCUGACCCCCGAAACGACGUACUCCGUGACAGUGGCGGCAUACACGGCCAAGGGAGACGGGGCCCGCAGCAAACCUCGUCUGGUCGUCACGCUCGGAGCAGUGCCCGGCCGGCCCCGUCUCUCCGUGAGCUACACCCAGGCCAACACGGCGCUGGUGCAGUGGCAGGCGCCCACGGAGACCCACGGCGCGCUGCUCGGCUACCGCCUCGCGUUCGGCCGCGCCGACGGCGACCGCCCCACCUCCCUCGACUUCUCGACGCGCGAGGACCACUACACGGUGACGGAGCUGCACCGCGGUGCCGUCUACUCGUUCCGCCUGUCGGCGCGCAACCGCGCCGGGCUCGGCGAGGAGGCCACGCGCGAGGUCGUGACCCCCGAGGCGGCGCCCUCGGGCUUCCCGCGCGGCCUGCGCGUGGUGGCGGCGACGGCCACCGGCGUGCAGGUGGCCUGGGAGGCGCCGGCGCUCCCCGAACGCAACGGGCGCGUGUCGCGGUACACGCUGUCGUGCCGCGACAUCGACGGCGCCGCCGAGCAGCUUGCAGAGGUGGAGCCGGCGGCGGGCGCCGACGCGACGACGGAGCAGGCGCUAGCGGGGCUGCGCGCCGGCGCCACCUACGACAUCCGCGUGCGAGCACACACGGCGCAGGGCCCCGGGCCCUACAGCCCCAGCAUUCAGGCGCGAAUUGCGCCAUCGGGCACCGGCGACAGGGCAGCUUUCGUGAAGAACUUUGGGGUGAAGUCGGUGAGCCGCUCGUCAGCCUUGCUCACCUGGGAGCUGCCGGACUCCUACAGCCCCCAGCAGCCCUUCAAGAUCGUGGUGAACAACGGGCAGCAGAUCGAGGUGGACGGCUGGGCGACUCGCAAGCGCAUCACCGGCCUGCUGCCCAACACCGAGUACUACUUUGGGCUGGCGAGCCGCGGCGACGGCGCCGGGGGGCUCCAGCAGGAGGUGGGGGUGCGCACGGCGCCCGACCUCCCCCAGGGAAAGCCGCUGGCGCUGGGCCGUGUGCGGCCCGACGGCACGCUGCCCACCGAGCUGCCGGACCCACCGGAGGAGGUCAGCUUGAGAGCGUACUACGUGGUGGUCGUACCGCUGAAAAGACACAAGGGCCAGUUCAUGAAACCGGCCGAGAUUCCCGACGAUCUGGACCUCGACGAGAUCGUGGACGGCGGCAGCCAGCAGCGGAGGAGGAGGAGACGGAGGCGGCACGGGCCCGUGGCGCGCGCGGCCCGGGACGUCGAGGGGCCGCGGCCGUACGUGGCGGCCCGCUUCCCGGGGGGGCGGCUCCCCGCCGACUUCACGCUGGGCGACGGGCUGGAGUACGGCGGGCACGUGAACCGCCGCCUCUCCGCCGGGCAGGACUACGUCUUCUUCGUGCUCUACGAGCUGGAGCCACACGAUGCGGGCAGCCGGAUGUUCGUGGCGAGCCCCUACUCGGACCCCGUCGUGUCUCCCGACCCCGAGCCGCUGCCCAUCACGGAGGAGGAGGAGGGCCUGCUCUGGGUGGUGGGGCCCGUGCUGGCCGUCGUCUUCAUCAUCUGCGUCGUCAUAGCGAUCCUCCUCUACAAGAGGAAGAGGAGUGACUCGGACCCGGGGAAGCCGAUGCUGCCAGGAGGAGCGAAGGAGACGUCGCCCCUGCACACGUCGGACCCCGUGGAGAUGCGGAGGAUCAACUUCCAGACUCCAGGUUUUCCUGCAGGCAGUCUGCCCGGCGAGCUGGCCGCCCCCCAAAGCAUGAUCAACCACCCUCCAAUCCCCAUCGCGGAGCUCUCCGACCACGUCGAGAGACUCAAGUCCAACAACAACCUCAAGUUCUCGCAGGAGUACGAGUCGAUCGACCCCGGGCAACAGUUCACGUGGGAGCACUCGAACCUGGAGGUGAACAAGCCGAAGAACCGCUACGCCAACGUCAUCGCGUACGACCACUCGCGCGUCAUCCUGCAGACGCAGGACGGAGUCCCGGGCAGCGACUACAUCAACGCCAACUACAUGGACGGCUACCGCAAGCAGAACGCCUACAUCGCCACGCAGGGCCCGCUGCCCGAGACCUUCGCCGACUUCUGGAGGAUGGUGUGGGAGCAGCGCAGUUCCACCAUCGUCAUGAUGACGCGCCUGGAAGAGCGCUGCCGGGUGAAGUGUGACCAGUACUGGCCAGCGCGGGGCAGCGAGACGUACGGGCUGGUGCAGGUGUCUCUGGUGGACACCCUGGAGCUCGCCUCCUACGCCGUGCGCACCUUCACGCUGCACAAGAACGGCUCCAACGAGAAGCGCGAGGUGCGGCAGUUCCAGUUCACGGCGUGGCCAGACCACGGCGUCCCGGAGUACCCGACGCCGUUCCUGGCGUUCCUGCGGCGCGUCAAGACCUGCAACCCGUCCGACGCGGGCCCCAUGGUGGUGCACUGCAGCGCCGGCGUGGGCCGCACGGGCUGCUUCGUCGUGCUGGACGCCACCCUGGAGCGCCUGCGCUCGGAGCGCACGGCGGACGUGUACGGCUUCGUCACGUGCCUGCGCUCGCAGCGCAACUACACGGUGCAGACGGAGGAGCAGUACGUGUUCGUGCACGAGGCGCUGCUCGAGGCGGCGACGGCGGGCCCCACCGAGGUGCCGGCGCGCACGCUCUACGCGCACCUGCAGCAGCUGGGCACGGCGGAGCCCGGCGAGAACACCACGCGCAUGCAGCUCGAGUUCCGGCGGUUGGCGCUGGGCAAGUCGAGCCCGUCGCGCUUCAUCAGCGCCAACCUGCCGUGCAACAAAUUCAAGAACCGGCUGGUGAACGUGAUGCCGUACGAGGCGACGCGCGUGCCGCUGCAGCCGAUCCGCGGCGUCGAGGGCUCCGACUACAUCAACGCCAGCUUCGUCGACGGAUACCGGCAGCAGGCAGCGUACAUCGCCACGCAGGGUCCGAUGGCCGAGACGACGGAGGACUUCUGGAGAAUGCUGUGGGAGCACAACUCCACCAUCGUGGUGAUGCUCACCAAGCUGCGCGAGAUGGGACGGGAGAAGUGCCACCAGUACUGGCCGGCGGAGCGCUCGGCGCGCUACCAGUACUUCGUGGUGGACCCCAUGGCCGAGUACAACAUGCCGCAGUACAUCCUGCGCGAGUUCAAGGUCACCGACGCCAGGGACGGGCAGUCCCGCACCGUACGCCAGUUCCAGUUCACGGACUGGCCCGAGCAGGGCGUGCCCAAGUCGGGCGAGGGCUUCAUCGACUUCAUCGGCCAGGUGCACAAGACCAAGGAGCAGUUCGGCCAGGACGGGCCCAUCACCGUGCACUGCAGUGCGGGCGUGGGCCGGACGGGCGUGUUCAUCACGCUGAGCAUCGUGCUGGAGCGCAUGCGCUACGAGGGCGUGGUGGACGUGUUCCAGACGGUGAAGAUGCUGCGCACACAGAGGCCGGCAGCCGUCCAGACGGAGGAUCAGUACCAGCUCUGCUACCGCGCCGCGCUCGAGUACCUGGGCAGCUUCGACCACUAUGCAACAUAAAGGCCGCGUCGCCACGGCGACCCCACUUACAAGCCUCCUGAUUGGCCAAACGGUAAAACUUGAACCCGAGCCCUUCCUCCUCCUCCUCGUCCUCCUCCUUCUCGUCCUCAUCCUCCUCGUCGUCGUCCAAUCAAAAAUUGAGGCCCCCCGUUUCCGGCGCAGUGCGGACCUCGGAUUCUCCUCGCCCCGGGCGGCGAGGGCGAGAAGACGGGCGGCGUUGGUGAGCACGGGGCGACUGCUCGCUCGCUCGCUCGCUCGCUCGCUCACCCGCCCGACCGCUCGCUCGCCCGCCAACUUUCACCCGCGCCCCCCGUCUGCUGAGAACUCUUGGCGAUGUGCCCUUGUACAGAGCAGAAAGAGACGAAGCUAUUUUGUACGAAAGAACAGAACACUGGGGGAAGAAACGGGGGGCGGAUGGGGGGCGGUGAUGGGGGGUGAGGAGGGGGGCGGAGGAGGAGAAGAACUGACGUCAUUAACGCUGCACUCGGUCUGGACUUCGGCACCAGUUUUGGGGUGGGGAGGGGGGUGAGGGCGGUGGGAUUUAGAAGCGAAUAUUCAAAAAGAAGGAAAAAUCGGAGUUGCAAUUUUGUGGAAGCAACAAGAAGCAAUGGCAGCGAUGGCGGAACGAGAGUCGAGUCUCCGUGAACAGAGGACGACGCUUUCCUGUCGGCAAAAAAACUCCCCCGCCACCAAUGGUAUGGUCCGAGAGCACCUUGCCAAGACCACCGCCCUCCAUUGCCCCCCCCCACCCCAGUGACCCCCCCCCACUCCACUAAACCCCCCACCCCACUGACCCCCCCCCAGCCCCCCAAUCUCCCGAACACCCGAUUGGAUGCAGCGAUUCUUCGCGCUGCCAAGUCUGGAAAUGAAAACCAACGGGCGACCACUAAAUGGUUGAAAUUCUUUUUCUCCUUCUUCCCUCUUUUUUUAAUGUACAUUAUUAUUAUUAUAACCAGCCUGUGCUUUUUAUUAUUGAGAGAGAGAAGUAACACUAAAAUGUACAUUUUUAAAGAGCAAAACUCUGUAAGUACACUUUUCCGCGUGGCAUCGCCGGAGUGGUGAGUUGGGGGGUUUGUGCGUGGUAUGUAUGGGGUGGGGGGUAAGAGAUGGGUGGGGG